AUGAUCGAUAUCAAAAGCUCGCCCGAUUAUCUGAAUCGGUCCUCCGGUGGAUCAUUCGGUAACUUUUCAAUGUUAUUUGCUGAUUCGUCGUACAAAUCGUCAUGGGGCUCCCACAGCUCGUCCCAGAGCCAAGAUCCAUAUCAGAUGUUCGGUCCUACUAGCAGUAGAUUAGCGAGUUCUGGCUCGGGACAGAUCCAGCUGUGGCAAUUCCUGCUCGAGCUGCUCAGCGAUUCGGCGAACGCCACCUGCAUCACCUGGGAAGGCACGAAUGGCGAAUUCAAGCUCACCGACCCGGACGAGGUAGCCCGGCGCUGGGGCGAACGGAAGUCCAAACCGAACAUGAACUACGACAAGCUCAGCCGAGCGUUAAGAUAUUACUACGAUAAGAACAUUAUGACGAAGGUGCACGGCAAGCGGUAUGCCUACAAGUUCGACUUCCAGGGGCUGGCGGCCGCGACCCAACCGCAGACGGAUCCGACCUACAAGUACCAAAGCGACCUGUUCAUGUCCCCGUACCACCACGGGGCCAAGCUGAGCUCCUUCAUGAGUCCCCACCACAGCAUGACGUCAUCUUCCGCCUCCAUCUUCCCAUCGGCCGCCUCGUGGGGCAAUUGGGGAAGUCCGGCGACGAACCUCUACCCAUCGCACACGAUGAGCCACGUGACGCCAUCGCACGUCGCGCCCCAUCUGGGCUCAUAUCCGCACUACGCAUGA
This is a messenger RNA of Anopheles nili, 714 nucleotides long. Its product is annotated as DNA-binding protein D-ETS-3-like. Lineage: Eukaryota; Metazoa; Arthropoda; Insecta; Diptera; Culicidae. The transcript has 6 exons. The coding region runs from base 1 to 714 and encodes 237 amino acids. The record is from RefSeq and is a predicted model, not a curated record. Gene Ontology annotation, cellular component: nucleus. Gene Ontology annotation, biological process: cell differentiation; regulation of transcription by RNA polymerase II. Gene Ontology annotation, molecular function: sequence-specific DNA binding; DNA-binding transcription factor activity, RNA polymerase II-specific.